Molecule: messenger RNA, 915 nt
Organism: Cadophora gregata
Lineage: Eukaryota; Fungi; Ascomycota; Leotiomycetes; Helotiales; Ploettnerulaceae
Exons: 4
Coding region: 1-915 (304 amino acids)
Source: RefSeq, a predicted model, not a curated record
AUGAGUGCAAUCUGUCGCAUACUGGCAACAUACAACGCGACCAGACCCUCAACUCCAAAGAUGGACGCGACCAGAAAGAUCACCACAGCUCGGCUCUGUCGACUUCGAGAUCCAGUAUUCCUUAUGUUUCCUAAACUGCCAGCCGAGCUUCGCUACAUGAUCUUCGAAAUCGCGGCAAAUAGCGUAGCAUUCGCCCGUCUGAUGAUUUAUGUUGAAGUCGAAGUCAGAUACCGGAAGUCAAAGCAGCGUUGUCACCUCAUCUUCAAGGUUCUAAACUCCUGGGACAAGAAAUUAGAUAACGCUGUUUGUAAUCUCGCCCUUUCUAAGGCUAGUCACGAGGCUCGCGUUCGUGACAAUUCGACAUCUCUUCUUCGGCUCUCGAGUUUAGAUGUCCUUUAUACCUCGAACUUGAGCGAUUUCAUCAGCAAAAUUUACAACAGUCGCAGUUACCCCGACUACCCAUUCUUGCAGGCUUCCGUUCGGGCAUACUUCGACAAUCUCCAGCACCUCGCAAUCCCCUACGAUUAUCUCUGUCCAAGCGAUCCAAGAACCAAAAAUCCAGCUUGGAGCAACAUCAAGUCAUCUUUUGCUUGCUUCCCAAAUCUCAAGCAAUUGGACUUGAUCAAUGAAGCAGGUCACAGCAUCCAUAGUCAGAUUGGCAAGAAGUACAGGGUUCUGGAGUGGAUGGAAGGUUAUCGGGGAAAAUAUGCUACAGAUUAUCGGAAACAGAGGCUUGGUGAUAGUUGCAGUCAUGGGGAGAUUGACGAAGAGCUUGCAUCUGAGGACUGGGCUGCUUUCACUGCAAAGACGUAUCCGGAGAGGAGGGUUCAGAUUCGGAAUUGGAGAGGCAAGAUCAGACUUCCACCUGCUCUACCGGGUGAGGUUAUGACUGACGAGGGAAUAGUUUCUAGAUGA